Molecule: messenger RNA, 2908 nt
Organism: Tuber melanosporum (Perigord truffle)
Lineage: Eukaryota; Fungi; Ascomycota; Pezizomycetes; Pezizales; Tuberaceae
Exons: 8
Coding region: 119-2773 (884 amino acids)
Biological process (GO): deoxyribonucleotide biosynthetic process; DNA replication
Cellular component (GO): ribonucleoside-diphosphate reductase complex
Molecular function (GO): ribonucleoside-diphosphate reductase activity, thioredoxin disulfide as acceptor; ATP binding
Source: RefSeq, a predicted model, not a curated record
CCUCCCCUUUCCCCCCUUCUCUAAUUUUUUUCUGCGUUGCAAAUUCUUCAUUGUUAAUUGCCUUGAUACCCCUCACUAAACCUUUUUCUACUGACGUUCAUUUCACACAAACUUCGAGAUGUAUGUUGUGAAACGAGACAACCGUAAGGAACGCGUCCAGUUUGACAAAAUUACUGCUCGUGUUUCCCGUCUCUGCUACGGCCUUGACAGCGAACAUGUUGAUGCAGCUACCAUUACCCAGAAGGUCAUUUCCGGAGUUUAUCAGGGUGUUACUACUAUCGAGCUAGACAAUUUGGCAGCGGAAACCGCCGCAUAUAUGACUGUCACUCACCCAGACUACGCCAUUCUUGCAGCUAGAAUUGCUGUUAGCAAUCUUCACAAGCAGACGAAGAAGCAGUUUUCUCAGGUCAUUAGCGAUUUGUAUCACUAUGUCAACCCUAAAAACGGUCGUCCUGCCUCGAUGAUUUCGACUGAAACUUACGAGACCGUCAUGCGCCAUGCGUCCGAGUUGGAUUCUGCCAUUAUCUACGAUAAGGAUUUUAACUACAAUUACUUUGGCUUCAAAACUUUGGAGCGUUCGUACCUUCUUCGCAUCAAUGGAAAAGUUGCUGAGCGUCCUCAGCAUAUGCUUAUGCGUGUGGCUGUCGGAAUUCAUGGAGAGGAUGUCGACAAGGUUAUCGAGACAUAUAACCUCACGUCUUCAAAGUAUUUUACCCAUGCUUCGCCUACUCUCUUCAAUGCAGGCACACCAUCGCCUCAACUCUCGUCCUGUUUCUUGGUUACUAUGAAAGGGGACUCGAUUGAUGGUAUUUACGAUACCCUUAAGACCUGUGCUAUGAUUUCAAAAACUGCUGGCGGUAUUGGACUCAACAUUCACUGCAUUCGUGCUACUGGUUCCUAUAUUGCCGGGACCAAUGGUAGUUCUAACGGCAUUGUGCCAAUGUUAAGAGUGUUUAAUCAUACCGCCAGGUAUGUUGACCAGGGAGGCAACAAGAGACCCGGGGCCUUUGCUAUCUACAUGGAGCCAUGGCACGCGGAUAUAUUCGAUUUCAUUGACUUGAGGAAGAAUCAUGGCAAGGAAGAGGUUCGCGCAAGAGAUUUGUUCUACGCUCUUUGGAUCCCUGAUCUAUUCAUGAAGAGAGUUGAGGCAAAUGCCGAGUGGAGCCUCUUUUGUCCUAAUGAAGCCCCAGGUUUGGCCGACGUUUGGGGUGAAGAAUUCGAGGCUCUCUAUAACAAAUAUGAGAAUACUAAAGACCUUGCUCGCAAGACCAUCAAAGCGCAAAAACUCUGGUAUCACAUUCUCGAAGCCCAAACUGAGACUGGCAACCCUUUCAUGCUCUACAAGGACGCAUGUAACCGCAAAUCCAACCAGCAGAACUUGGGAACCAUUAGAUCGUCCAAUCUCUGUACCGAGAUUGUGGAGUAUAGUGCACCUGAUGAGGUCGCAGUUUGUAAUUUGGCAUCGUUGGCCUUGCCUACAUAUGUUGAUGUUCAGAGGGGCGAGUACGAUUUCGCCAAGUUGCACGAGGUGACCAAGGUCGUCAUCAAAAACCUCAACAAGAUCAUCGAUGUCAACUUCUAUCCCGUCCCUGAGGCUAGGAAAAGUAACACGAGGCAUAGACCUGUUGGUGUUGGUGUUCAAGGUCUUGCUGAUGCUUUCUUGGCUCUCCGUAUGCCAUUCGAGUCGCCUCAGGCGAAGCAACUUAACAUCCAGAUUUUCGAGACUAUUUAUCAUGCUGCUGUUGAAGCUUCUACUGAGUUGGCUGAGAUCCAGGGCCCCUACCCCACCUACGAAGGUUCUCCGGCUUCGAAAGGCCAGCUUCAAUAUGAUCUCUGGAAUGUCACCCCCACUGAAUUGUGGGAUUGGGAUGAGUUGAAAGAGAAGGUCAAAAAGCACGGCCUCCGUAAUUCCCUUCUUGUGGCUCCUAUGCCCACCGCUUCGACCUCUCAGAUCUUGGGAUUCAACGAGUGUUUUGAGCCUUAUACCUCGAACAUUUAUUCCCGUCGAGUUUUGGCUGGCGAGUUUCAAAUUGUCAACCCUUGGUUGUUGAAGGAUCUCGUUGACAUGGGAUUGUGGAGCGAUAACAUGAAGAAUCGUAUCAUUGCGGAGAAUGGCAGUAUCCAGAAUAUCCCGAAUAUUCCGGAUGAUAUCAAAGCUCUUUACAAGACCGUUUGGGAAAUCUCUCAGAAGAAGGUUAUUGAGGUAUGUGGUGCCUUUAUCGAUCAAUCACAAUCUCUCAAUAUCCAUAUCCAGAACCCCACCAUGGGGAAACUGACUUCCAUGCACUUUUAUGGUUGGAGACUGGGAUUGAAGACUGGAAUGUACUAUCUUCGCACUCAGGCGGCUGCGGCCGCAAUUCAAUUUACUGUCGACCAGGAAGCACUUAAAGUUGCCGAUACGAAUGUGGCACGUGCCCUUCCUAACAAGAAGCGUCUCCCAAACACUGGCUACUCUUCUACGGCUGCUAUUCCUCGCCCGUUGGGCGCCUCCACUUCUCCUGAUUCUUCGCCGAGUCCAAGUACUCUAAAAUCGGCGUCUAACGGCAUUAACACGCCAGUUGUUGUACCUCGCGUUAAGUCUGAACCUUCUCCCAAGUUGCUUGUUACUGAACCUCCUGCCGUGGCCGAUGAGAUUGAGGAAUUGGAAAAGAAGAAACCUCAAGAUGAAGACAGUCAGUGCCUCAAUGAGGAGCGCGAAGGAGACAUCUAUGCAGAUGCUGUUCUCAGCUGUAGUAUUGAGAACAAGGAGGAGUGUAUGAUGUGCUCUGGUUAGAUUGUGCAAUUUUCUUUGCCAAUGACCUAUCACAGGGAGCAGGGGUGUUUAUGGCGCAAAUGAUUCCAAUUGUAAUGAAGGUUACGCUUACGGGGAACGUCUUAUGUUAGCUAAUUGUCUUCGUAUUCACAUUUU